Coccidioides posadasii C735 delta SOWgp is the source of this 2685-nucleotide messenger RNA. RefSeq names its product serine/threonine protein kinase. Gene Ontology annotation, cellular component: cytoplasm; nucleus. Lineage: Eukaryota; Fungi; Ascomycota; Eurotiomycetes; Onygenales; Onygenaceae. Gene Ontology annotation, biological process: peptidyl-serine phosphorylation; endocytosis; signal transduction. Gene Ontology annotation, molecular function: ATP binding; protein serine/threonine kinase activity. The record is from RefSeq and is a predicted model, not a curated record.
GCCAUCUCCGCCCUCCAACCACUAACUCUCCCUCUCUUCUUCCAAGGGGGUUCUCUCUUGAGAAAUAUUCCUUGUCCAGAGCCUUGCCUCUCUCUUUUAUGAUUGAGGUUUCGCUGGAAUGGUCCUUGUUACAAAUCCCCUAAGGAUUCCCCCCUCUUAAUUGAAGAUCGUAUCUCCUGCGGUCGUAGCGGACGUCAAUUAGCGGGCCCAACUUUUAAAGGGUAAUAUUUCUUUUCUUUCUACAAGAGUCGAAAUCGGGAUACCACUAAAGAUAUUGCCAAAAUGACAACUAUGGACCUACGCGUUGGAAACAAGUAUCGUAUCGGUCGAAAGAUCGGUAGUGGUAGUUUCGGUGACAUCUAUCUUGGUACGAACAUUAUCUCGGGUGAAGAGAUUGCCAUUAAACUUGAGAGUGUUAAGGCGAAACAUCCACAGCUCGAAUAUGAAGCUCGUGUCUACAAAUCGCUAGCGGGGGGUGUCGGUAUCCCCUUUGUCCGUUGGUUUGGCACUGAAUGUGACUAUAAUGCCAUGGUCAUCGAUCUCCUUGGGCCCAGCUUGGAAGACUUGUUCAACUUUUGCAACCGGAAGUUCUCGCUCAAGACUGUGCUUCUAUUGGCAGAUCAACUUAUCUCCCGCAUCGAGUACAUUCACGCCAAAUCGUUUAUCCACCGUGACAUUAAACCCGACAAUUUCCUUAUGGGCAUUGGAAAACGUGGAAACCAAGUCAACGUGAUCGAUUUUGGUCUCGCGAAGAAAUAUCGUGACCCAAAGACCCACUUCCAUAUUCCCUACCGUGAAAACAAAAAUUUAACUGGUACGGCUCGUUAUGCCAGUAUCAACACCCAUCUUGGUGUCGAGCAAUCUAGACGUGACGAUAUGGAAUCUCUUGGUUACGUCAUGCUUUAUUUCUGCCGUGGAUCCCUCCCUUGGCAAGGCCUCAAGGCUGCUACUAAAAAACAAAAAUACGACCGCAUUAUGGAAAAGAAGAUGACCACUCCGACCGAAGUUCUUUGCCGUGGAUUCCCCAAUGAAUUCGCUGUGUACUUAAACUACACCCGUUCUCUUCGCUUCGACGACAAACCUGACUACUCUUACCUUCGUAAGAUCUUCCGUGACCUCUUUGUGCGUGAAUCAUUCCAGUACGACUAUGUCUUCGAUUGGACUGUCUAUAAGUACCAAAAGAAUGCCCAGGCUAUUGCCCAAGCGAGCGGAAAUGCAGGGAACAAUGCCCAGGAGGAAGAUGAUAAACCUCGUGGUCAAGUCAGCACUGGUGGCGCUCCCGCAGGCGUCCCGGGGGGAUCACUCAAACCUGUUCCUCUCGGCACCCAUCGGCGUAAGCUGGUGGAACGUACUGCGGGUGAAUCCCAUGACACCAACCGCGCCGUCGGAAGUGAUAGGAUGUGAGUAUAUGCAACCUGUAGUUCCGACAAAGGCCUCAUUUCUCCUACGCAUCUGGUGUUUUACGACGCUGGCUAUGGGUUAUUUUCAAUUCUAGAAUUUGACUAAUAUCAUAGUCUUCGGCGCUAGGCUUCGUUCUGCUUCAAGAGGUGUUCAUAUGGGCCCUGGCUACCCUGUUCAUCGCUUGAAGCGGGACGAUAUCACUGGUGAAUGGUACUGAAUUCGAUAUGAUGAUGAUGCGAUGUCUUGCGAGUCAAUUGUUUUCAUUUUGCUCAUUCUAAAUUGCCGCCCCUUUUUUCAUAUCGAAAUCUAGGAGCGUUGUGCAAGUUGAAUGUGGCACUGCCAACGUGUUCUUUUCCACAGGACAUCCGAGGCUCACCCUGUUCUGAAAUCUCUUCUCCAUCCCCUAUGGUUUAGCAGCCCGCUCGAUUUUAUUCCACCUAUGGCCAUGUCGGCUACGGAUUCUAUAAUUUUCAUCGAAGCGUUUUUGCUCGGGCCCAACUUCCCAAAUUUCGGAUGCGUCAGCUUGUCGUUAUUCCAUCAUCAAAAGAUUUCCGAUUUUCGAAAUGUGCCCUGAUUUAUGGGAUAGUUGGUGCAGGUUUCAGAACACUUGUACUAACUUUGGUGGCUACCACUGGACAAGCUGUUGGGCUGCAAUGCACUUGCCCUGGGAUUGCCUGAUUAUCAUGGCAGAAUGUUGAUGGACUGUGGAUGAGGAAUUCCUAGCGCAAUCUUGCUUUGUUUGCAAAGUUGUGACUGGUUUUGUUCCAUCACUCAUUUGCCUUCCCAGAUUGUCACUGUUCUCAUCUGUUAUUCCCUUAUUCCCACAUGCACUUGCUUGUUUCAACUCUAUUGCUCUUUAUUUUGCAAGGAAAUAUAUGCAGGGGAUGAGGUGCAGAUAUUAAUUUCAGUCAGAGCAGGGCCUUGGGUUGUUUAUUGAUGGCGAGGAUGUGCUGGUUACCUCUCUGUGUUACAGGCAUAUUUUCAGGCCCCAGCCACGAUACUCUCAAACUCAUGUCUCUGUUCAGCUGUGGGGUCUGGUGAUGGAUAUGGCUAGGGCUGCUUCUGGGGUGGUUGACAUUUUUCCUUGCAUGUUUCCUUUUGUUACUGCUUUUUGUCAAGUUGACUUAUCAGCACAUGUCAUUUGUAAAAGCCUUACGUGCAUUUCCACCUUCUCUCACAUAUUGGCCUGUCAAGCUAAUUGCUGGGGUUGAACGAGGACAUUGUUGGCUGGGAGUGCAUGCAUGGGGAUGUGUAUGCGUUUGGGGAUGACAUGAGACCUUAUCC